This is a messenger RNA of Clonostachys byssicola, 3576 nucleotides long. The record is from the annotation of a GenBank genome assembly. Lineage: Eukaryota; Fungi; Ascomycota; Sordariomycetes; Hypocreales; Bionectriaceae.
AUGAAGCAUUGCAUUCUAGAUACCGGAACAUCGGUGGCGUACGAGCCUGAAAAUGUCGAACCGAUCGUUGACUUUGUCUUCGUCCAUGGGCUCCAUGGCCACCCCUACAAGUCAUGGACUAAGUCUAUUGAAAAGCGCAGACCCUCAUCCCCAGCUGCUGCGGGGAAGGCAUCUUCAAAUACAGGCAAGGAUGGGAGGGAAAAUCUCAUCCGCCGUGCUCUAGCACGUCUCGGAAGGUCGUCAUCGAAGACAUCGCCAGAACCGGCAUCCCAGCCUAGCUUAAGCGAAGUAGAUGACACAGAGAGUGUUCUGGAGGCUCUUUUUUGGCCAGCAGACUUACUGCCUCUGGAAUGCCCGAAUUCUAGAGUGUUAAUGUACGGAUAUGACUCCAAAAUAACCAAGUACACAUCCGGCGCCACAAAUAAAAACAGCUUGCUAUCUCACAGCAAAGACCUCUUGUUCUCCCUUGCUCGACAUGGGGUCUACAACCGGCCUCUCGUUUUCGUUGCCCACAGCCUAGGUGGCAUUGUUGUCAAAGAAAUGCUCGGCCGAUCAUCAUUAUCAGCGGAGGACGACCUUCGCAACAUUGUCGAGUCCACCGCGGCCAUUAUCUUUCUUGGAACUCCCCAUAGAGGCAGCCCCGAACUCGCAGCCAUUGGAGAAUAUCUCCGCUCAAUCGUCAACGGCCUAGGAAUGGAGACUACCGCAACAAAUCUUGACGCUCUUGGCUUAAAGACUACGGAUCUAGAACGAGCACAGGAAGCCUUCUCUUCAGUCUGGAAUAAGUAUGACUUUCGAGUCAAGACGUUUCAAGAGAGCCUGAGUAUGACUGGUAUCGGGUUUGGCCCCCUUGGAAACAAGGUUGUGCCUGACCACUCAUCGCUGAUUGGAGAUGUUCGUGAACGGGCUGAAACACUUCAAGCAAAUCAUAAAGACAUGUCUCGGUACAGCGGGCUUGAGGAUCCAAACUACCGCAAAGUUGGCGGGGAACUAGGCUUUUUGUAUCGGUCAUUAGUAAUUGUGAAUUCGCAGCCACCUCUCAGAGCUGGCCCUUCGACAGAGCGAAAGAAGUCGACUUCCAGGCCUUUUGAUGAGGAAAAAUUCCUUCCACUGAAGAAUUCCACGCUCGAUUUGUUGUGGUCCCCAGCGAUGCAUUCGAGGUACCAGGACAUCGCGCACCCGGCGGAUACCACAUGCUCGUGGUUAUUCAACCACCAGUUAUAUCAGGACUGGUACGGUGAACCCAGUGCUCAUAACCAAUCCGGGCUUCUAUGGCUCAAAGGGAAACCUGGAGCAGGCAAGUCGGUUUUGAUGAAAGAGGCCUUUCGUCACGCGGUUAGGGACCAGAAAAUGUCCAAACACUUGGCGGCGGCGUUCUUUUUUGAUUCUAGAGGGACCGAAUUGCCGUGUUCGGAGUCGAUCCUUUUCCGCUCCUUGCUGCAUCAGUUGUUAGUGAAGAGUGACAAGUUAGUUUUGCUCUGGUGUGAGAAACUCCAAGAAGAGUCCACUACAACUGAGUCUAUGCUUUCUAAACCCCACGAACUGAAACAUUUCUUUCGGCAUAUCGUUUCUCAAGACAUUUCAACACCAAUUAUCCUGUAUAUUGACGCUCUUGACGAAUGUGAUUCGACGAGUAUGCGGGACCAAGCCUAUUUCUGGCGUGAAAUUACCGCCGAGGCCCGAACCAGAGGGACUCAAUUGAGGGUCUGUCUAUCAAGUAGGCAUUUCCCAAACGUUGAUUUGGCAGACUGCCCUGAGAUCAUCAUGGAGGGCAACAACCACCAAGAUAUUCAUCAGUAUAUCAAUAACAGGUUUGGACUUGUGCACCAAGGCGAAACUCAGGAUUCUUCCAACGCCUUUACUCCCAUAUCAAUACUUCGGUCUUACGAAGCGGGUCAAGAGGAAAUCUUGAAGAAGGUCAUAUUUAAAAAGUCGAGCGGCGUGUUCUUAUGGGUCGUUUUGAUCGUUGAAGAAGUCCUUCGCAACCGAGAUGAGGGAAAAGAUUAUAUUUACUUGCUUGACAAAGUUCACGCGGUCCCCAGGCCCCUUGAGAGCAUGUUCAAAGCCCUACUCCAAUUUUCUAGCGCAGAAGAAAAACGCAUUGCGUUGUGUCUUUUUCAAUGGGCAAUACUCUCGGUCUCCCCUCUUCGACUGCAUGAGUGGCAUCAUAUUUUAGCCUUCAUUCGAUUCCCAUCCCUGUCUUCGCUAUCAGAAUGGAGAAGCAAUAUUCAUUGUACCAAGACGGAUGAUCAAUUGGAGAAACAAAUUAGAAGUCUUUCAAAGGGGCUGGUUGAAGUACGACGGACAGCAGCAGACGAACCCCAAGGAGUAGCGUUUGACUCGUUGUCCCUGCACGCUGGGGCAGGCUCACUCAACCUCGAUUCAGGUGGAACUCGGGUCGUUCAAGUCAUCCAUGAAUCAGUACGUGGUUUUUUCCUGCGCGGGAAUGGGUUUGCGUUACUGGACCCAAACCACCCUUCUAAUCCUGUCGGCUACGCGCACAUGGAAAUCAUGAACACAUGCCUUAACUAUAUUCAUAUCCACGAACUCGAUGCACUUGUGGACGCACGAAAACGUAGAGAAAGACCCCCGGUUGAUCGAAGGAGCUCUACUAAACAGGCUUUGUCGCGGCCUGACGAAGCAAGCCAUGAGUUGGGGACGAAUGAACCGUGGACCCAAGACGCCCCAAUGGACAGUUCGAGCCUUAGUGGUCUUCAGAAGCCGCGGAAGCUUGACACCCACGUGGUAAAUAGAAAAUUGUUGACUCGGAAAGUCUUCGGAAUGAUGCAGGUCCAGGUUUCCCCGAUAGACAUCCAUCUCUGGAUGUCGACGAACAAAUCCGAACGGGACGAUCUUUCAACUAGCGGAGCCCCGGCUCUCUCUGUUGCAAAUUCCUCAAUAUCUGGGCAAUCCCAAACUCUGGAAGAUCAUCCAGCCCUGCUUUCAUAUGCGACGCAAGAGUUUUUCACCCAUGCUAAAUUCGCUGAUUUGCCGUAUACAAACUGUCACGAGAUUCUAUAUAGACUCUUGAAUCUAAAUGCGUGGUCACGUUUAAAAGCCUUGAGGGAAGAUAUCCCCUUUGAUUCCCGGAUUUUGGAAUAUGCCAGUCGACUUGGCCUUGUUUCGUGGGUCGCAGAUAUCCUUUUAUCCCAAGUUGGAACACUGUCUCCGAAUACAGAAGAGCUUCUCGACAAAUUUCAUUCUGAACAGAAAUACAGGCGGCUUGCUUUGAGUUGUCCUCACCUCGUCGAUGAUAGAUUGCGCCUUUGUGAAUCCAUCAUAAAGGACUUCAAGAAAACCUUUCCUCGGCUAUUCGGGGAGUCUGAACCGGUAGAUAAUGUCGAAACCCUCGAACCUGAACCGGUGGAUAAUCUUGAAACCCCUGAAACGCGGUCGGGCGGUAGAGCUACCUAUACUUGGAAGGGUAGAAAUGUAGAAGAACUUACUUACGGGUCAUACCUUAACGCAAUACCGAGAAAACGAAGAAGCAUUGAAAGUUUUGGCUCAGCUAGCAGCCAUUCUGGAUCUAUACACGGCAGCCCUGUUGAAUGGAAUGACGGGUUUUUCCAAGAUUGA